Monosiga brevicollis MX1 is the source of this 1951-nucleotide messenger RNA. RefSeq lists its product as uncharacterized. Gene Ontology annotation, cellular component: Arp2/3 protein complex; actin cortical patch. Bases 103 to 1332 code for a protein of 409 amino acids. The transcript is spliced from 7 exons. Lineage: Eukaryota; Choanoflagellata; Craspedida; Salpingoecidae. Gene Ontology annotation, biological process: Arp2/3 complex-mediated actin nucleation. The record is from RefSeq and is a predicted model, not a curated record. Gene Ontology annotation, molecular function: actin filament binding.
CUGGAGCACAGGCAGCCAGCCUUUCGUGUCUCGAGCUAUUGUUGUGAUUCAGCACCUGACCCCUUUUUUUCCUGAAUCCCUACCUCCCUCUGCACCGACGCCAUGGCCAACCGCAUGCCUGCUUGCGUUGUCGAUGUCGGCACGGGCUACACCAAGCUCGGCUUUGCCGGCAACGACCAGCCCUCCUACAUUAUGCCCUCCACCAUUGCGGUGCGCGAAAAGGCACCGCCCACGGGCAUCGAGGAUCUGGACUUCCACAUUGGCGAUGAGGCUAGUUCGGCCUCUGGCUACUCGGUCAAGUAUCCCGUUCGCCACGGCAUUGUCGAGGAUUGGGAUCUGAUGGAAAAGUUUAUGGAGCAAGUCAUCUUCAAGUACCUGCGAGCAGAGCCCGAAGACCACUACUUUUUGCUGACCGAGCCCCCGCUCAAUACUCCAGAGAACCGCGAGUACACGGCUGAGAUCAUGUUCGAGUCGUUCAACGUCCCCGGCCUUUACAUCGCCGUGCAGGCCGUACUGGCCCUGGCAGCCUCAUGGACCUCGCGCCAAGUCGGCGAGCGCACGCUCACCGGAACCGUCAUUGACUCGGGCGAUGGUGUGACCCACGUUAUCCCCGUGGCCGAAGGCUAUGUCAUUGGUAGCUGCAUCAAGCACAUCCCCAUUGCCGGCCGCGACAUCACCUAUUUUGUUCAGCAGCUGCUGCGUGAGCGCGAGCUGGGCAUUCCUCCGGAGCAGUCGCUGGCGACUGCCCAAGCCAUCAAGGAGCGUUACUCGUACACGUGCCCCGAUAUUGUCAAGGAGUUCAACAAGUACGAUGAGGAUCCUGCCAAGUGGUUCAAGACAUACACUGGCACGAACAAGGUGACCAAGCAGGACUUUUCCGUUGAUGUUGGCUACGAGCGCUUCCUGGGUCCCGAGAUUUUCUUCCACCCAGAGUUCUCCAACCCUGAAUUCCAGACUUCCAUCUCCACUUUGGUGGACGAGGUGGUGCAGGGCUGCCCCAUUGAUGUUCGCCGUGGUCUCUACAAGAACAUUGUCCUUUCGGGUGGCUCGACCAUGUUUAAGGACUUUGGCCGCCGUCUGCAGCGCGAUGUUAAGAAGGUGGUCGAUCUCCGCUUGCACAAGAGCGAAGAGCUCAGCCAGGGUCGCCUCAAGCCCCAACCCAUCGACGUCAAGGUCAUCACCCACAACAUGCAGCGCUAUGCUGUUUGGUUCGGUGGCUCCAUGCUUGCCUCCACGCCCGAGUUUUACUCAGUUUGCCAUACAAAGGCCGAGUACGACGAGCGUGGUCCCAGCAUUUGCCGUCACAACCCUGUUUUUGGCACCAUGUCGUAAACCGCUUGAAGCAGUUGUACGGAGCUUGAUUGCCAUUUUUUUUUUUUCUUUUUAUAGCGUUGGCACAUCUUUGAGAUGAGCGUGAUACCAGUGCUUGCGCUGGCCGUGGAUCUUCUGCUCUUUUUGCGCUUUUCCUUCUUCCCCUCAUCACGUGUUUUGUCUUUUGGGCCGAACGUGCCUCGAUCCAUGUCUGUACUUGAUGUUUUUGUUUUUUUGUUCUUUGUACGUUUGUUGGCAGCAGAAAUUUUCAGCUUGCUGGUUUGCCAAGUCCGUUGUUGUUGUUGUUGUUUUCUUUUUUUUUUGAUGUUUUUGUGCUGGUGUGCCGUUGGGGUUAAAGCUCACGGCGGGGAGUGCGCAGCGGGCGGAUCUUUCGUGUGGUUGGACUUGUCGUGAACUUGCCCACGAACGCAGAGAGCGGAUGUCAAAGGUCCCCUUCUUGUGUGCUCGGCCUGGCGCAAUGUGGUGAUAGUGGUAUAGAGGUGGGGAAGGAUCAACUUGUUGGCUCGCUCUGUCACCGAGCCGACCGAGCCCUCCUUUCUGGCGAUGAUUGAAGGAGGCAUGAUUUGAGCUGUGCCGCCCAAAACAAAAUCAAAACUGACACAAAUAUAAAAUUGAAUUC